AUGCAGCUGCCAGUGCAGAAGAACAAGCUAUCUAAAUACUUUCUCCCCACGGCUCCGGCUGCCAAGAAACAGUUCCAACCACCGCGAAGGUCGCCCGUAACGCCCCCGGUCCAGUCAGCCUUCGAGCCGUCUCGUCCUGAAGCUGCUGCCGAGCCUGGCCCCUCUGGCUCGGCAAAUCAGCCAGGUGGAAACAGCAGCGGAAGGGGCGGGCGUUCUGUGAGGAGGUCAGCUGCAGGGCAGGGGUCUGCAGGGUCCACAGCAGGUGAAGGCUUGAUGGGAGCGGAAGAGGGCAGUGGUGAGCCGAUGGUGGGGGAAGACUUGGUGCAGUUUAUGGCAGGGACGGUACUGGAGGAGGAGAGGCAGCAGCAGCCACAGCAGGAGCAGCAGCCGGUUGCAGCUGGGCCAAGAGCAGCUGUUGCCCGUGUGUUCCAACGGUUCACUCCACCCCGCUCCAUUGCCGAAGCUGGGACCACUCCUGAGCCACCAUCGCAGCAACGGCAACCGUACAGGCGAGCAGCACCACCACGUGUCUCUGGAGAUAGGCAGGAGGGUACGCCAACUGAGUGGGACCAGUUUGUGUUGCGGGGUAGUGAAGGAGCCCGAGGAGAGGAAGAGAGAGCAGAGGACGGAAGUGAGCGAUCGGAGGGUGUGUUGAGAAGGGGCCGAGAUUUGGAUGAAGAGUGGGGCGUAAACGCAGACCUGGAUGCAGAUUUAGAUGAGCUGCUGCUGCCUCCUGCCUUUGACCUCGUGAAUGACGUGCCAGGCAGUCACGAGAUAAGGCAAGCCGGCAGCAGCAGGCAGCAGGCAGAGGCGGUGUUUGACUCGCCGAAGCGGAUGCUGGGGAGCGGGCGAGGGGUGCAAGGGCGGGGAGUUCGAGGGAGAAUGGGGGCGGCGCACGUGGUGGUGCAACAGGAGAUGUCCUGCUCCACAUGUGUGGUGAGUCCCUCCUUCCUAUCUUUCCCUCCUGUUUCUCCUGCCGUUUUCUUGACGAUUAGUCACCCAUCAUCGCCCCCUGGUCACCUGUGUAAUAGCUCAGGCCGUUUUAUGCAGGUGCGGCCUGUCCAGACUCUCCAGUCGUCGUUUCUCUGCAUGGCAGGUGCACCUCCAGCGGACGCCAGUUUCUUCUCGCUCACAGCAACCCACACCAUCCGCACAACACACACUCUCUCGCACAUGCAAGCACACGCCAUGCAUGGCAUCGAAAUUGACCCAUUUGCCGACCCAUGGCCCGUGGGCCACAGCAGUGACCCCCUCCUCCCGCACGUCCUUCCAUCCAUCAGCCCCUUCGGCCCUGCCAGACCUUUUUCUGUGAGAGAAUUGCAAGGAGAGGCGGAGGCGGUGGAGGAGGAGCAGCAGCAGCAGCAGGAGCAGGAGAGGGAGGAGGAGAGUCCUUUCUUUAGGCCCGCCAGAAGCUCUUUCCCUUUUGCGCCUUCUCCUCUGCUGCCUCCCUCUCACUGCAGUGCUGCUGCUUCUCUACAUCGCCGCCCACCUCCUUCUCCUCUUCCUCGUCUUCAUCCUCGUCGUGCAACCACGGGUUUAUUCACUCCCACAACUCUAGCUUCCCCACCCUCAGCUGCUGCUGGGAAUCCGUUUGCUUCACACGUUCACCGCAGUAGCAUGCCUGGUUCCGCUGCAGCUGGAGCUAUUGUUCGCACCACUGCUGCCGCUGCCGCUGCCUCUGUUGCUGCUACUGCUGUUGCGUCUGCUGGUUCAGCAGAGGUGGAAGAGGGGUUGUUCUGGCACGAUCGGGGCUCUGGUGCGGCGGAAGGAGCAGAUGCACCAGGCGCAGAUUAUGCAGAUGCACUAGACCAGGCAGAUGGGGGGGGUGAGAGGGAUUGUGGAGAUGAUGGGUCUGAUGGGCCCAAUGGGGCAGGUGGCUCAGACAGGGCAGCUCGGAUAGAACGGGCUGGUUCUGCAGUGCAGGCAGAGGGUAUGGAGGAGGAUGAGGGGCCUGGUAGGGCAGGAUUCAAUGCACCUGGACGGCAGGGUCUUGUGUUCAGGAUGCCGGUAGCUGGUCUGCCUCCUGGUAGGGGUUUGAAUGCUGGUGCUGCAGGACGAGCAGCACGAGGUGGCAGAGGGAGGGGGGUGGGUGACGUUACCGGCACAGUGCGAGGGGAUCGCAAGAGAAAUCUGGCACGGGGGAGUGCGUUUUUCAGAGGGAAUGCUGCUGAGGGUUUUGAAGAUUGUGAUGCUGAGGAUCUGGGGCAGGCUGAGGGUUCUGAAGGUGGUGAUGCAGGCAAUGGGGAUGGAGAAGGGGAGCGUUAUGGUGGUGGUGGUGUAGAUAGAAACGAGUUAGGUGAUACAGGGGAUGGGGCUGCAGGGGAGAUGCACAUCAGGAGUGGGAGUAGCGGCAUGAGUGGACUGUCGUUUGCUACUGAUGUUUCACAUGUGUUACGGUACUCAGCGGUGGGGAAGGAUGCGAUGGGCAAGGUGGCUGCGAAACUGGCCAGCUUCAGACACACUCCAGCGGAGAACAAACCGAGAGGGAGGAUGGGGCGCCGAUUGGGGGGCUUGAAACGACAACGCUCAAGCCAACUCACCUCUCCCCUCCCUCAUCCCGCUGCCAAAACACCUCAUAGUUUGACUUUCCCGCUACCCGCUCCAACCACCACAAGAACCGCUGUAAAAACAACCUUGGAUGGGUUUAACGAGCAUCCCUCCUCCAUCAUUCGGCUGCUGAAGACGGAGCUAGGGAAAGAGGAUCCGGACACGUCAGCAUGGAGGGACGGUGCGGAUGGACGUAGCGAAACCAGCUUUGGGGGAGACACAGAGGGGAUCAGAAUAGGGAGAAGUGGAGCAGACGACGGGGGGGAUGAUGUGGUUCAGCAGCAGCAGAAAGAGGAGGGGGAGGAGGAGGAGGAGGAGCAGAGGCAGGAGGAGCAAGAGGAACAAGAGAAGCAGGAGGAACAACAGCAGGAGGAGCAACACCAGCAGCCUCAAGACCAGCCCAUACCUGAUCCAACAGCCAAUCAUGGCGAUUCCGCUACUCCUCUCAUUUCCACCGACAUUCCCUCCCCCGACAUCCACACUCCUGCUUCCUCUUCUUUUUCCUCCUCUUCUCCGUUCGCGCCUCAAAAGCUGACGUGGCACCCACACCCGGACCGAUACCUGUUGGCAGUGUGCGUGCGCGGGCAGGUGAACCACCGCAUUCAACCGCAUUGCCUGCCUCAACCGCCACCUCAUCCGUUUCACUCCACUCACCUCCCCUUCUACUGUUCUCUGCCUGUGAACAACCGCAUUGGCUGCCUCUACCGCCACCUCCUCAUCCUUUUUCGCUCCGCUCAACUUCUACUCCCCUCUUCACUUGCACCCCACCCCUCUCCUCUCCCCCUGCGUGCCCAUCAGGUGAACAACCGCAUUGGCUGUCUCUACCGCCACCUCAUCCUCGCAGCCCUGCUCAACCGCACGCUGCUCGUCCCGGCCCGCCUCCCCUCCCUCACCCCGCUGCUCUGCCAGCGGGGCACAUCCGGCCGCGCAUGCCCCUCCUACCCGCUCCCCCUCUUCUGGGACCUCAACCACACGAGACGCUGCCUGGGUGCCGCCUCCGUGAUCAGAUCAGACGAGUUUGCCGCCCGGUUCAGCCGCCCAGUGGAGGUGAACCACAUGCGGUGCUGGCACGGGCCGGAGGGGCUCUGCCACCCGACGUAUCCCAUAGUGAAGAAGAACUGUUUGGUGGGCACGGCGCUGAGUUACGUGGCUGAGAAUCUGCGGAAGAAGUUUGGCGGGCGGAGAGUGGCGAGCGAUGUGGUGCAUGCGAUGCUGCUCAACGGGUCUUCUCUGCAGCCUCACAGUGGUGUGUCUGAAGCUGAUGAGUCGUCCAAAGAUACGGAGUCGUUAACCUCGCCCUCCCUGUCGGACGAGCCCACAACUGUGGGAGACCACCUGCUGCAGCUCACAGGGAGAACGCUCAAGCACUCCUCCUCCUCUUCCUCCUCCUCCUCUUCCUCCUCCUCCUCUUCCUCCUCCUCCUCUACCUCCACCUCCUCGUCCUCCCCUUCCAACCCUGCAUCCUCCACCUCGCUGCCGAUCCGUCCCACGCCCAUCGACCCCAUCCGCAUGAUAAUGCUGCACCAGCCUGGUGCCGUCUCCAUCCCGCCUUCCGCCACGGCCUCUGCGCUCUGCCUGCCGCGCUUCGUGCAUGUCUCUGAUGUGCUCCGUGCGUACGGCCCUCUAGGGGAGUCUGUGCGAGUGCUGGCUGUGGGGGACCUGGUGGGGACGGCUGUGCUGGGCCUGCCUCACAGGUACGCGCUGCUGCAGCAGAGGGCGCGGAGGUGGGAGGAGAGCGGGGGAAAGCGGCAGGGUGGGGCAGGAAAAAGGGAGGGCAGGGGGUUGGGUGGGAGAGAGGGGCAAGUAGAAGAGAAGGGGUUUCAAGUGGAAGGCUCAUCUGCGGCUCGAGGCAGAGAUGGAUCAUCUAACCUGGGGGAUGGAUAUUCCGGAGGGAGGAAUCUUUGGCUGGAUAAGGAUUUCGUCCGCCCGCCCGGUGGCCGGUGGCUGGGGAGUUCGGGCAGCGGCGGUCUCCGAGAUUGGCUUAGUAUUUUUCAGUUCCUGCCCGGGUGCCGCAACACAGCGGCCAUCAUCCCGCCCCCGGCGGUCUUCCAGCGAGCUCAAGCCAUCAUCCGAUCCCUCUUUGGUGCAGCAAUGGUGGAUGGUGGUGCAUCUGAUAUGGGCGGUUCUGCGGAAUCGGAGACAGGUCAUUCUGGUGGUGACGUCUCAACAGAGGAGGUUGGAGCAGGGGAGGGUAAAGCAGGGGACACUGGAGCAUCGACUGACGCUGACCUGCCUGUUCCGGCAAACCUGCCAGCAUUCCUGGCAGUGCACUGGCGGCGGGGCGACUUCCUGCAGUUCUGUGCGCGCUCAGGGCCGCCCGGCUUCUGCUUCUACUCGCCCGUGCAGGCCGCGCAGUGCGCUGCUGACGUGGCGCGCCGCAACGGGCUCGUGAACGUCUACGUGGCAACGGAUGCUGAAGACAAGGAGUUCCAAGAGUUUCGAGAGACAUUGGGUCCAGAGUUCACGGUGGCGAGACUCCCCUCUUCCCCAUCCCCUCUAUUGCCGGACCCGCAUCAAGAUCCUCUGUUGGGGCUGAGGCAUGGGGCUUUCCUCAAAGACGCAGCAAGCCUGCUGUACACCAUAUUGGAUAAGGUUAUAUGUGUUUACUCCACUGUGUUUUUAGCCACACCAUCAUCUACACUCUCUAACGAUGUUGCUCGUAUAAGGGAGGGGCUUGGCAUCCCUGCUGCGAUGGCUGCUGCUGCUGCUGUUGGAGCAGAGGAGGAAGCAGUGGGGGAGAGUGCGGAGGUGAGAAAAGGGGUUGAUUUUGGAGAGAGUACUGGAGUGGAGGAGGGAAGGGAUGGUGCUCUUCACGAGCACAAUGCAGCGGACCCCGAACCUCAUUCCGAUCCUGAGUCCGACCCGAGCCAUCACGGCCCGGAUACAGCAGUAGCAGAUUUUCAUGCUGGGGUGGAGAAAGGCUCACUGGGAUCGGAGGGUGAGAGGGGGUCGCUGAGCGGUGGUGAGGGUAGUGGGAUGUGGCGUGGCAAGCUGGUGUGGACGCCACAGCCCGACAGGUUCCUGCUCGCCGUGUGCCUGCGAGGCCAGCCUGACAGGUUCCUGCUCGCCGUGUGCCUGCGAGGUCAGGUGAGUCACAGGUGGGUGAUGGUCCGGUCAUUAGCAGUUAGAAUGGGGGUAAGAAACCGCAUUGUCUGCCUCAUCCUUCCCACUGCUCUCUGCCCCUCCUCUCCACCACCCUCGUUCUUUUCCACCUCAACCCCCCUCCCCCCAGCCUUUCCACCCACAUCGUUUCCACCGGUCUUUCCACACCCGACCUGUCCACCCGACUCCUCUCCUCUUUCCCCAUGUGCCCGCCAGGUGAACAACCGCAUUGGCUGUCUCUACCGCCACCUCAUCCUCGCCGCGCUGCUCAACCGCACGCUCCUCGUCCCUCCAGUUUUGCUCUCCACGUCCCUCGCCUACUGCAAGCACGGCCUCUCCGGCUCCCCCUGCCCCUCCGUCCCGCUCCCCCUCAUCUGGGACCUCGCGCACACGCGCACGUGUCUGGGCGGCGACACUGUCCUGCGCACGGACGAGUUUGCCGCCCGGUUCGGCCGCCCGCUGGAGGUGCAUCACCUGCGGUGCUGGCACGGGCCGGAAGCGACGUGUCCGAUGGGAAAUCCUGGGCUGCUGAAGAACUGCUUGGUUAAUGACACGACGCAGGGGGGCGGUGGGAAGAGGAGGAGGCUGGCGGGAGUGUCUGGGGGAUUGAGGAAGCUGUCUCGAGUGGGAGUGGGAAUGGGAACAGCGGCGGCUGCUGCUGUGAGAGGGUGGUUUGGAGGGAGUGAGAUGACGUGGGUGAGAGGGAGCAGGAGAAGAAAGCUGCUGCAGCAGCGGACCCUGCAAGACACCCCCUCCGCUAACCGCUCCCCACCGCUCUACACAGUCCAUUCCUUCGCCGACUCGCCCCUCCAAACCUCUGCGGCGCACCUGCACCUGUUGCCCCGCCAGCUCUCCCCAGAUGUGCACAUCAGCGCCAGCGCCACGGCGUCUGCAGUGUGCUUCCCCCGCUUCGUCCACGUACGGGAUAUCCUCCGUGCCUAUGCUCCAUUAUCAGCCUCCGUCCCUGUGCUUGCUGUGGGGGACCUGGUCUUCACCGCCUUCCUUGGCCUCUCAGACAGGUACGAGCCCUUCAAGGAGCGUCUUUUUCGGUACAAACGAUGGCGCGAGCGCGAGGAGGCUUCACAGGAAAGGGAGGGCACCUCGACGAGCAAUUUUGUUGGCAUGCUUGCGAGCAGCAGCAGCAGCAGCCAGGUGAUUCUGGAGUCUGAUUUCCUUGGGCCCGCUGGGGGGCGCUGGCUUGGGAGUGCAGGAAAGGGGGGUCUGAGAGAAUGGAGGAGCGUGUUCCACUACCUGCCUGGCUGUCCGGUUCCCGUGCCCAUUCUGCCCCCCAAGGAGAUUAUUGAGGAUGGUAGGCGGCUCGCACAAGCCCUGUUUGGUGGGGAGAGCGGUGCCAGAGCUAGCAGCGGGGGUGGGGGUGACGAGGGCACGGAUAGCAGCUUCACGAACGAUACACUUGCAGCGGUUGCAGGAGGGGCAGGAGGGGCAGCAGGGGACAAUCUCCCCGCCGUUUCACCCGCAGGAUCAGGCGGUGCAUCAGAGGGCGGGGGAGGAGGGGGGUACCUGGCGGUGCACUGGCGGCGCAGUGACUUCAAGGACUACUGCGUGUGGUCGGGGCCUUCUGGCUUCUGCUUCUACUCUGCGCAACAGGCUGGCAAGUGUGCUGCUGACGUGGCACGGCGCAACGGGCUAAGGAGUAUUUAUGUUGCUUCUGACGCCAAUGUGGAGCAGUUUGAAGAGUUUCAAAGGGCAGCAGGCUCUGCCUUCAAGGUCAUUCGCUACCCAGACAACCCAUCAGCAUUCCUCACAACCCUCACUUCAGAGCCUCUCCUUUCCAACAUCCCUGCCUCCAUUGAUCGAGAGGAAGCUUCCCUGCUCCUGCACAUGCUCCUUGACAAGCUCAUCUGUGUACGCUCUACAGUGUUCCUCGCUACCAUGUCGUCCACUCUAUCCAACGACGUCGCUAGAAUGCGCGAGGGGUUUGGCGUGCCAGCAGCCUUAGCAGCAGCUGCUGAUCCUGGAGCUGGCAAUGCUAGGAAAGUGGCUGCAACCAAUGAUGCACCCGGUGACGUCGGUUUAGAAUUUGUGGUGAGCUCGGGUGUAGAGGAACAGAGGGAUGGUGGGCUGUGUGAAGGGGAGAAAGUAUGGCAACCCCUUGAGGGGUUGUUUGGGUGGAUGAAGGACAUGAAAGCCAAGAGAAUGACCGAGCAUUCAGCAGGAGAGUGGAGGAGAUGA
Messenger RNA from Closterium sp. Naga37s-1, 7842 nucleotides. The record is from the annotation of a GenBank genome assembly. Lineage: Eukaryota; Viridiplantae; Streptophyta; Zygnematophyceae; Desmidiales; Closteriaceae.